Messenger RNA from Rhizophagus irregularis DAOM 181602=DAOM 197198, 4461 nucleotides. The record is from RefSeq and is a predicted model, not a curated record. NCBI's taxonomy places the organism in Eukaryota, Fungi, Glomeromycota, Glomeromycetes, Glomerales, Glomeraceae.
UUCGCUUGAAGAAAAAAAAAAUUCAUUUUUUCAAAUUUAGAUAAUAACUAUCCAAAUUAAAAAUCAGCCCGUGAAGUCACCAAUGCCUGGUCCAGGGUCUUCCAAUCGACCUAAUGUCAUAAUACAUGGUGGUAACAGACUCAACUUUAUUUCGUCAUGGUUUUUUUUAUGGAUAUUUCAACUUUUGAAUAUAUCUCGGAAACGUAAUUUGGGAAAGGACGAUUUGACUUUACAAGAUUCCGAAACGGCUAAGGUAGUUGGUGAUAGAUUGGAAAAUUUUUGGAGAUUAGAAGGUGAUAAUACAGAGAAUAGAAACGGUAAAAACUCAAUCCGUCGAGCACUUGUCAAAUCAUUUGGCACUUAUUAUGCAUUCCUUGGUUUAUACAAGCUUUUUGGAGCAUUUUUUACUUUCUUGGGUGCUUAUUUUCUUGUCAAUAGAUUGAUCGAUUACGCUUCUGGGAAUGGUAAUACUCUAGCGGCGUAUUUGUAUGCCUUAGGCUUAUUCCUUUGUGCAUUAUUUAGUUCUAUAUUUAUCAAUCAACUGAUUGCCGAGUCUACAAGAGUCGGAGUGCAGGUUCGUGCUGCGUUAAUGGUAUUGAUCUAUCGGAAAUCGUUGCGUUUGAGUUCCGACCGUGGCGGAACCGGUGAUAUCAUUAAUUUGGUGGCAAAUGAUUGCAAUAGAGUGGCGGAAGCUUGCGUAAAUUUUCAUUUUCUAUGGAGUUCCGCUGUAGAAAUAAUAGCUGUUCUUAUUUUGGCUUGUGUAGAGCUUGGCACUGCUGGCUUACCAGCUCUAUUUAUUCUUCUUGUUUUAUUUCCUAUACAAUAUAAACUUGGUAGACUUACUUCCACUAUAUCCAAUACUAUUACAAAUAUCACUUCUUCACGUAUCCAUCUUAUGUCUGAAAUUCUUACUGCAAUAAAAUUGAUCAAAUUUUAUGCAUGGGAAUCAUAUUUUCGUGAACGUGUUGGUCGAGUUCGUCGGAAGGAAUUUUCUCGAUUGCUGAAUGGAAUCGUAGUGAAAGUUUGGACGUUUUGUGUCGUGUUUGGAGCACCUGUUUUAGCUAUGCUGGGAUGUUUAUGUGUCAAAGUUUUAUCACCAGAUUAUAAUAAUGAAUAUGAGGGUAUUAGAGCAAGAAAAGUAUUCACUGUGUUGGCUCUAUUUUAUACAGUAAGAUAUCCUCUUAUAAUGCUUCCUAUUGCUGUGAGAACAACUUUGGGUGCAUUGGAUUCUUUUGAGAGAUUAAAUGAAUUCCUACUGCAAACAGAAUUGGAACCUUUAAAACAAGAGAAGGAACCAAUAGAGAAUGAUCCAUCUAUAAGAAUAUAUAUGAAUGAUGCAGAUUUCAGUUAUGAAGGAGUUUCAGAUCCUACUUUGAGAUUUUUAAAUAUGAAAGUGAGACAAGGGGAAUUAAUUGCUAUUGUGGGCGAUGUUGGAGCUGGAAAAUCAUCAGUCUUGAGUGCAAUUUUAGGUCAAAUUCGUAAGGAUAAUGGGAUUUGUAAGAUUAGAGGAUCUAUUUCUUACGUUCCUCACGAUGCUUGGCUGUUAAAUUCCACGCUGAAGGAUAAUAUUCUUUUUGGUAAUGAUUAUGAUGACAAGAGAUAUCAAGAUGCUGUGCAUAUUUGUGCAUUAAACAGAGAUUUUAGUUUAUUAAGUUAUGGUGACAUGACAGAAAUUGGCGACAGAGGGGUUAAUUUAAGUUUGGGUCAAAGACAAAGAGUUAGUGUUGCGAGAGCUGUAUAUAGUAAUGCUGAUAUUAUUUUGUUGGAUGAUCCAUUGAGUGUUAUGGACCCCGUAGUCGGUAAACAUAUUUUUCAUGAAUGCAUCCGUAAAUAUCUUAAGGAUAAAGCUGUCAUAUUUGUAACCAACCAAUUGCAGUAUCUUUCCGAAUGUGAUCGCAUUAUGGUUAUGAAAGAUGGUGAAUGUUUCGAAGAAGGAACGUAUGAUGAAUUAAUAACAAAAGAUGUAAAUCUUGCAUCUUUAAUUGGCGAAUACAUGGAAAUUGAAGAUCCAGAUCAAAUUGACGAACUCAUCAAUGAAAUUCGUUUAGAAAAAGUAGCUGAAGAAAUUGAUGAAUCUGAUGGCCUAGAAUCUCUAGUUGUAGCAGAUUCCAAAAAUAAUUCAAACCUCAAGGAAUAUCCACUUUCGUUCACCCGUACACAAUCAAAAUCGGAAGCACACGAAGCCACAAUUAAUCGAAUUGUAGAAUUAAAUUCACAUACUAUUCAAAACGCAAAUAUUAACGAACAGACAAUUUCAAAAAUGAUUGAAAGAAACAAUUUAACAAUUCUCGGGGGAGCUGGUAAAACAAGAAUGAUGGGCACGCAAGUUAAUCGCGAACUUAAUGUUACUGCGAAAGCCGUUGAAAGAAAUCAAUUAACAAUUCACAGUUUAAAUGAGCGUGAAGGAAUAACACCUAUAAUCGAUUCUGAUAGAAGGAAAGAACCCAAAGUUAGUUUGCAUGUCUAUUUAGACUAUUUCCGGAAAUCAACUGGCUUUAGUUUGACACUUUUAAUGAUUAUUUCCUUCUUUCUCAUGGCUGCUGUCAGAUUUUUUAGCGAUUGGUGGCUUAUAAAUUUAGUAAUAUCAAUUAAUCCUGAACAAUAUGGUUCACGAUUAGGAAUAUAUGGCGCUUUAGUUGGUAUAGUUCUUAUAGGAGUGUUUGCACGCGGUGGAUUUUACGCAUGGGUCAUGAUGCAUAAAAGUCAAGCUUUACAUGACCAAACGUUUAUGAAAGUAAUGCGUGCACCAAUGUCAUAUUUCGAUAUAACACCUCUUGGAAAGAUAUUGAAUGUAUUUGCAAAACAUCAGUAUCUAGUUGAUGAUGUUUUAAGUGAUAACGCAUUACAGUUUUUUUCAUGGCUUCCUUUAAUUACCGGAACUGUCAUUUUUAUAAUAAUUCUUUUUCCAUGGACCGGAAUAGCGGCAGUUGUAUUGUCAUUUUGUAUUUGGUUUCUGAUUUAUGUUUCAAAAGAUGUCGAAGAAAGGUUCAAACAUAUGGAUGCGGAUAGCAAAGCACCAAUUUUCUCUCAUUUAUCAGCAACUCUUGAAGGACUUGCUAGUAUUCGAGUGUAUAAUGCACAAAAUAGAUUUGAUGAUCAAAAUAUCGAAAAAAUCAAUACAAAUAAUAAAGCUUUAUUUGCAAUGAUGCAAGUAAAAUCAUGGCAGUCAUUAUAUAUUGACCUAUUGGCAUCGGUUUUUAUUUUUGCAACUGCUCUUUGUGUAAUUAUUUUACGUAAAGAUGGUGGCCCAGAGUAUGCAAGUAAAGCGGGUUUGGCUAUUGCAAAUGCACUGCAAUUACUUAUUUUUGUCCAAUGGAUGGUACGAUCUGGUCGAGAUGUAGCUGCCACUAUGGAUAGCGUUCAACAAUUGCUUUAUUAUCGACAAAAUAUACCUUCUGAGAGACCAAAUGUUAUUGAAACCAAUCGUCCGCCACCAGAUUGGGGUAAAAGUGGAGAAAUUGAAUUCAAAAAUGUUACCCUUCGUUAUAACAUAUAUGGUGUUGCUGUUCUCAAAAGUAUUUCAUUUCAUAUUCAUCCUCGUGAAAAAAUUGGUAUUGUUGGCAAGACCGGCUCUGGUAAAACAACUUUACUUGUAAGUUUAUUAAGAAUUGUUGAAUUGGCUGAGGGUAAUAUAAUUAUUGAUAAUUUGGAUAUAAGUACAAUUGGUUUGCGUGAUCUUCGUAAUAAUAUCGCUAUAAUUCCACAAGAACCUGUAAUAUUUGCUGGAACAAUCCGUUCAAAUUUGGAUCCAUUUAGAAAAUGUACAGAUGAAGAAAUAUGGAAUGCGCUUAAAGCGGUGCAUCUAUAUGAUAAAGUUAAAUCGUCAACAUCAAGAUUAGAUACACAAGUAUUAGAAAAUGGAAGAAAUUUUUCCCUUGGACAAAGACAAUUAUUUUGUAUUGCAAGAGCUUUACUAAAAAAGACUAAUAUAUUAGUUUUAGAUGAAGCAACAAGUGCUGUUGAUUUACAAACUGAUGUAAUUAUUCAAGAAACCAUAAAGAAGAAUUUUGCCGAUCAUACAGUAUUAACAAUAGCUCAUAGAUUAAAUACAAUUAUGGAAGCAGAUAGAAUUUUAUGUUUAAAUGAAGGAAGGGUAGUAGAAUUUGAUACACCAUUAAAUCUGUUAAAUAAUCCAGAAGGAUUUUUUUAUCAAUUAGUGGAUCAUAGUGGACCUGAAGUAGCAACAAAACUUAAACAAAUAGCAUUACAACAUGCACCAUCAAAUAAUAUCACAAUACCUGAUAUUUCAAAUUCAAAUACAAUAUCGAAAGAACAUGAAAAAUCAACAAUAAUAUCACCUACUAUAUCAGCUGAUUCACAGCAUAAUAACAAUCAACAUUCACAUAUGCCACCGUCAUUAGGAGAAGUAUUUGUACAACCGCCAUCACCAUCAACUUCACAACAAAAAGAUUAAAAAAAAAAAAAUAGUUAUUUAAAUUUAAUUUAUGUAUAAUUUUUUUU